AGUACAUAUGUUACGUAUAUCUCUUACUCUCUUACACACAACAGCAGUUUGACAAUUACUAUUUCUAUCUGUCUCACAAUCAGUAUUGACACUGUAUGUGACUGUACCCUACUGUACUAACUAUUAACUAUUAACAACUAAUAUGACUGACUGAGUACAGUAAAGUGUAGUAGUCUUUGGACUUACUCGUCGUUAACCUAACCUAUUUUAUUGUAUUAUUACUUUAUAAAACUACUAACAUUAUAUUUAUAAUAUCAAUGAUAAAACAGCGUAAAAUAGAUAAUACAUUAUAUCGUGAUACGUGAUGGCUUCGUUAAUGCCGCAUUUUCGUGGAAAUAUUUGUCGCUUUAUUAAUGAUACAUUAUUAUUGCAAUACUUGGUAAUUUUAUUUGGAGUAUUUAAUUUAUCAUUGUGUCUUUAUGAGGAUCAAGUUGGAAAAUUUGAUUGGAGACAAAAUUACGUUGGAAAAAUCAAAUUUUCUAGUUUUGAUACUGUUUCGGCAGCGGCAAAAUUAAUUGUUGCCACUGAAGAAAAUGUUGUUGCUGCGUUGAAUUUAAAAUCAGGUCAAAUAUUAUGGAGAAGAGUUCUAGAACGCGGGUAUGCUGGUAAAAUUCAUGCAUUGGGUGGAAUAUCUGAUGGUGAUUUAAUAUCUGUUAGCGGCGGAGUGCCUGCUAUCGUACGUGUUUGGGACUUAGCUACCGGACAUAUACUCAACGAGUGGCCAUUAGCUGAACAAAAUCCUGAAAGAUUAGAAGAUGUCAAAUGGCACUUGAAAGAUGGCACAUUGCAUCACAUUUUACCAAUUUAUAGCAGUGGUAUCGAAGUUACUUCGUAUGACAGCAAGACUGGUGAAAAAUUAGACACACGAAAAGUUUCGGCUCCAUUUAUAACGCCUGAGACUGAAUGUGUUUUAGUAGCACCUUAUUUAGCUUGUCUCAAAGGCAAUUCCUUUGAUGAUUCACUAGCCAUACUAUUUCUAGUCCACUUAUUUGAUAAUAAUUCACAACCACAAACUAUAACAAUAAAUAAUAUAUUUGGUGCUGGUGCAAAAGGUCCGUUUCAUAUUGAAUCGAUACCUGGUGACGAGUCAGUGUUGACAAUAAUUGCUAAAGGUGAUAAUAGACAACGUAUAUUAAUACCAGGCAAUGUGGCAAAUACUAUUUCGAGAGAUAUUGAUGCUAAUGCAAAUCUUUACGUUACAACUAUUGACAGUGAAAAAGUUUUACUCGAGACAACGUAUAAAAAUGGGGUAACAGAAAUAAAAGCUAUCAAUUUAUUGACAUCAGAACCUUUACCCGAGUUUACUGUAUCUACAUCCCAUGGAUCUCUAUUCUCACCAACUAUAAAAGCGUCCGUUUGCCCGAAAUUAAGCAAAGGAAUAAUGUGUAGGCAUUUAUUGUCAUCGGAAGAUCACAGUGUUGCAUUAUUGCAACAUAAUAAAUUAAUAUGGUCACGUGAAGAAGCUCUAGCUAGUAUAAUUACUGUUGAAAUAGUCGAAUUACCAAUGUCUGAUCGUGACCAGACGCUUGAAACUGAGUUCGAUCAAAAAGACAGGGAUAUUAUUGGAAUGUUUUUACGAAGAUUGACAGCUCAAAUGAAUCAAGUAAGAUCAUUAUUCCAAACAACUUUUGACAUCAAUUUACCGCAGUCAAAUCAACGAGCUGAUCUUGUCAGAGAUAAAUUUGGAUUGCAUAAAAUGAUUGUUGUUGUAACAUCCGCCGGAAAGUUGUUUGGAAUUGAAUCAAAGAAAGGUGAAAUAAUAUGGCAAUCACGAGUCAAUAAUAUUGCUAGUCUUAAAAGUGAUUCAAAUACUAUGCUCCUACAUGUCCAGCGAGGCAGCCGGCAUUUCCCACACCCUCCACAAUGUGCAUUGUUAGCUUUAGAUAAGAAAUCGGGAGAAGGUGUAAUUUAUACAUUUAAUCCAAUAACUGGUCAUCCACUUGAUGGCUUAGUAAAAUUAGGAUAUAAAUUAAAACAGUCAAUGUUAUUGCAAAUAACAACUGACGAUUUUCUUCGUCCGAUAUUACUUCUCGAUACUCGUGAUAAAGUUCACGUUUAUCCAGAGAAUGCAACAGCUGUGGCAGCUUCUGUCAGUAAAAAUACUUACUUAUUUACGGGUGAUCAAGAGACUGGUGUAUUGUCAGGAUACUCUCUUGCAUACAGUACUUCAAAGGAAUUAAUUGCUCACAAGGUAUGGGAAUUAAUACUGUCACCGAAAAAUCAAAAAAUAACUCAUAUUGUGUCAAAAAAUUCUCUUGGGCACGUGCAUUCCCAAGGUCGUGUUUUAGGAGAUCGAUCAGUACUGUACAAGUAUAUUAAUCCAAAUUUAGUUGCUAUUUUAACUCAAGGUGUUGGUAAUACACACAAAAAUACACUUAAUUUAUAUCUACUGGAUGUUGUAUCGGGUGCAAUGAUAUUUUCAAUUGUACAUAAAAGAGUACGUGGACCAUUUCACAUUGUACAUUCUGAAAACUGGUUAAUUUAUAGUUAUUAUAAUGAUAAGAGUCGUAGAACUGAAAUCGCAACAUUGGAACUUUAUGAAGGUAAAGUUCAAAGCAAUACCACAGUGUUUUCUUCGUUGACUACAACGCGAUUACCUUUAGUCGAAAGACAAGCAUUUAUAUUCCCUGCAACUAUUGAAUCAAUGCAGGAAACAAUUACUGAGAAAGGAAUUACUAGUAAACAUAUAUUAGUAUCUCUUGCGAAUGGUGGAAUUUUGGAGUUACCGUGGAUGUUGGUUGAUCCAAGACGGCCUAUUAAUCCCGAAUUAAGGGAAGAAGGUGUAAUACCUUAUAUGCCAGAGAUACCCAUCCAAAUGGAUGCCAUUAUUAAUUAUAACCAAAGUGUAUUCAGGGUAUCAGGAAUUUAUACGAGCCCCAGUGGCCUUGAAAGUACUUGUCUAGUGUUUGCUCACGGUAUUGAUUUGUUUUAUACACGUGUGGCACCAUCAAAAACAUUUGACGUUUUGAAAGAAGACUUUGAUUACUAUCUCAUUAUCUUAGUCCUCGCGGGACUUUUAGUUGCAUCUUACAUAACUAAAAAAUUGGCAUCACAAAAAGCACAGAAACAAGCGUGGAAAUGAUGUCGUCACUUUCCCACCACUAAAAAUAUAAAAAUAACAAGAAAAAAAAAUUAUUUCAAUCACUAUUUCUUUUAUCAUUCGUCUUUAUUCACAAAUUAGAUAAUUCUUAUAAAUAUUUAAAUACAACGUCAUGAUGAUGAAUCAUGAUGAUAGUAAUUUAUAAAGUAGCCCCUUUUUGUAAAUGGCUCGUAUGUAAAGUAAGUUAUAAAAAAUACGUAAUGUAUGUUAGCAAAAAAAAAAAAAAACAAUGAUAAGAUUAUUAAAUAGGUAAAUAAAUUUGAUUUUUAUUCAAUUAAGAUUACUACCUUUAAAGCCUUAAACAAAAAU
Messenger RNA from Microplitis demolitor, 3409 nucleotides. RefSeq names its product ER membrane protein complex subunit 1 (gene EMC1). NCBI's taxonomy places the organism in Eukaryota, Metazoa, Arthropoda, Insecta, Hymenoptera, Braconidae. The transcript has 13 exons. Gene Ontology annotation, molecular function: protein binding. The record is from RefSeq and is a predicted model, not a curated record. Gene Ontology annotation, cellular component: EMC complex. Gene Ontology annotation, biological process: protein folding in endoplasmic reticulum. The coding region runs from base 305 to 3082 and encodes 925 amino acids.